AUGCGUGACAGAACCUUUGCGAUCCAGAAUCUUCCCUACGGCGUCAUCUCGCACGAGACGCGAACACAAGGCCUGCCUAAACUCGCCGUAGCUUACAAGGACUUCGCAAUAGACGUCCGACAACUCACCACCACAGACUUCACUCACCUCAAAGACAACGAGCAAUGGACCACAAUCAACUCAACCCUGUCCAAUCACACAACAUGGAAUGCCUUCGCCAGCCUACCCUCAAACCUCCGCAGUGCAUUUCGCAAACAACUUCGCUUCGUGCUAUCAUCCCAUGCUAACUCGACGGGCUUCAAUCCUUCCAGACAUCCAGCGUAUUUGCCACUUGCAGAAGUGACGAUGCAUCUGCCGUUUGAUACACGGAAUUACUCUGACUUCGCGUGUUCCUACGAACAUGCGUCCAAUUGUUCAAAGGUCAUGAAUAUCUCGUUCAAUACUGAUUCAGGAAAUUCAUGGUUCGUCUUGCCACAGGUAUACAACGGGCGAACGUCUAGCUUAGCAGUUAGCGGGACACCAGUGAAGCGACCUCAUGGGAUUUUCCCGCUCAAGAAAGGAGAGACGGCGACCUUUCAGGCGGAAAACAGGUUGGACUUUGAGCUGGAAAUGGGAGUUUGGGUGAGUAGGCCGGUUGAACGAGCUGAAAGCUCAAAGGCUGACCGUGCCAACAGACUGGACAUCACCGAUGCCAAAGAACACAUCUUCGGGCUAACACUACUAAACGACUGGUCCGCCCGAUCAAUCCAAUCCUAUAAAAUGCAACCACUAGGCCCCUUCCACUCCAAAGGAACACUAACCUCAAUAUCCCCCUGGAUCGUCCCCAUCGAAGCACUAGAAGAAUUCGCCGCCUGCCCACGGCAUACACCACAAUCGCCACCACCGCUGCCACACCUCGAUUGGAAGGACCAAGAGCACGCAACGUGGAACAUCAACGUCAAGGCAACGCUAGUCCGGGACGGGAAAGAAUAUGUCGUGAGUGAAAGUAACCUAAACGAAUUACACUGGACGCCAUUACAGCAGAUUACCCAUUCGGCAUCUGCAGGUGCUGGACUGUCUCCUGGAGACGUCCUUGGCACAGGGACUAUCAGCUCGAGUCGGAAGAACGACGCCGGAGAAAAGAAUGGAUUGAGUUGUCUGCUAGAACGACGAUUGGACGAUGCGAAACUGUCGACAUUGCCGGAUGGACUUGCAGAGAGGUUCUUGGAGGAUGGAGAUGAGGUUGUGCUGACGGCUUGGGUCGAGGAUAAACAGAGUAGAGAAGUUUUGUUGUGGUUUGGAGAGUGUAAGGGCAAGAUUGAGCCGGCAAAUUCUCCUAGAGCGUAA
Lithohypha guttulata is the source of this 1326-nucleotide messenger RNA. RefSeq lists its product as uncharacterized. Bases 1 to 1326 code for a protein of 441 amino acids. The record is from RefSeq and is a predicted model, not a curated record. Gene Ontology annotation, biological process: L-tyrosine catabolic process; homogentisate catabolic process; L-phenylalanine catabolic process. Gene Ontology annotation, molecular function: fumarylacetoacetase activity. The transcript is spliced from 2 exons. Lineage: Eukaryota; Fungi; Ascomycota; Eurotiomycetes; Chaetothyriales; Trichomeriaceae.